AUGGUUAAAUUUAUUUCUUGUAUUCUUAUUUUUACAUUUUCAGAUGGUGAAUUGCUCGCAACUGGAGAUAAAGGAGGCAGAGUAGUUAUUUUUCAACGUGAUCAAAGUGGUGUUUAUCUAAACGGUGUAAGAACUAGUGAAUACAAUGUUUACUCAACAUUCCAAUCGCAUGAACCUGAAUUUGACUAUUUAAAGUCUUUAGAAAUUGAAGAAAAAAUAAAUCAAAUAAAAUGGAUGAAAAAGAAAAAUGCUGCAAAUUUUAUAAUUUCAACAAAUGAUAAAACAGUAAAACUAUGGAAAAUAUCAGAAAGAGAACGAAAAAUGGCGGAUGGUGGAUAUAAUCUGCGAUAUGAUGAUGGAACCCGAAGGCUCAUAAGUGGUUCACCGCUUCAAUUACCAAUGCUAGUCCCAAUGGAACUUAUUGUAGAAGCAUCACCUAGAAGGGUUUACGCAAAUGCACACACAUAUCAUAUAAACUCAAUCAGCAUCAAUUCAGACCAAGAAACAUUUAUUUCAGCUGAUGAUCUUCGAAUAAAUUUGUGGAAUCAUGAAAUAACAAAUCAGAGCUUUAAUAUUGUGGAUAUAAAACCAACAAAUAUGGAAGAAUUGACAGAGGUUAUAACAGCCGCUGAAUUUCAUCAACAACAUUGCCAUCUUUUUGCAUAUAGCUCUUCAAAGGGAAUUAUACGUCUUUGUGAUAUGCGGGACGGUGCUCUAUGUGAUGGGCCAGCAAAAAUAUUUGAAGAAAAAGAAGAUCCAGCAGCCCGUUCCUUCUUCUCUGAAAUAAUUUCCUCAAUAUCUGAUGUAAAAUUUUCUAGAAGUGGAAGAUAUUUGUUAACAAGAGAUUACCUCACAGUCAAUGUUUGGGAUUUAAAUAUGGAAAAUAGACCAGUCGAAACUUACCAUGUGCAUGAUUGUUUACGCUCAAAACUUUGUACACUUUACGAAAAUGAUUCGAUUUUUGAUAAAUUUGAAUGUAGUUGGAGUGGAGAUGACAGACACGUCAUUACCGGCUCUUACAACAACCACUUUCGCACUUUUAAGCGAAAUUCUCAUGUUGAAUCAACUUAUGAAGCUAGUCUAGAAUUGUGUAAACCUUUCAGACAACCACGAUUUGGCAAUUCAGACUUUAUCAGUUCAGGAGGUAAAAAAAGUGGAAAUUCAGCAAAGACAAUUCCGGGUAGAAAACGAAAAGAAGAAAUUAGUGCUGAUUAUUUGGAUUUUAAUAAAAAGAUUCUUCAUUGCGCCUGGCAUCCUUCAGCAGAUAUUAUAGCAUUAGCAGCAACAAAUAAUUUAUAUAUAUUUGAAGGAGUACAACCAUCAUAG
Meloidogyne enterolobii is the source of this 1326-nucleotide messenger RNA. NCBI's taxonomy places the organism in Eukaryota, Metazoa, Nematoda, Chromadorea, Rhabditida, Meloidogynidae. The record is from the annotation of a GenBank genome assembly.